AUGAGGGUUAAUUUAAGUACUAAUCAUUUGAAUGAAUAUCCUGAUAGUUAUUUAGUGAAAUUGGUUUCAAACGAAAACGACGGUAAAUUUCAUUCAAAAAUCGGUGAAUAUUUUAUACUAGAUGAAGAUCAAGAGAUAUUUUCGUCUGUAAUACAAUUUUAUCGCAUUGGUAAAUGGUCAUUGCCACAUGAAUACAUAAAAAAAUUGGAAAACGAUAUUAUUGACAAACAUUUAUUGCCAAUCGAUUUACAUAAGAGUAAUGAGGAAUUGUUGAUACCGUUUUAUGUAAUGAUUUAUGAUAAUAAGAAUUAUUUGGUAACGGAUCCACCACCAUCCCGAAUUCCUGAAUUUCAAAAUGCUCCAUUUUAUAAUCGUAGUCACUCGGAUGAUUUAUUAAAUGUAACCUUCGUAGAAACUGUAAACCAUUUAAUUAAAUGCGGUUAUGUGGUUGGAAAUUGGAAUCAUGAAAAAGCUUAUGUUCGAUUGAAAAAGCUAACUAACUAUUUGGCAUAA
Messenger RNA from Didymodactylos carnosus, 513 nucleotides. The record is from the annotation of a GenBank genome assembly. NCBI's taxonomy places the organism in Eukaryota, Metazoa, Rotifera, Eurotatoria, Philodinida, Philodinidae.